GGGGAGUGGCCCGGAAUAAACUCCUUCUCCGGCUCUUACUGCCUGCUGACACGGACUGGGGUUUUUUUUCCUACUCGAAACGAGAAGAAUGGAGCAAACUUUCUGAGGAAACAUGGCGGAGAAGUGGAACCGCGUUUGAGCGAGUUGUUGCGGAGUUUCGCGGUGGAGCUGUGGGACAUGGUGGCGGUUUGGCGCCUCGUCAUUCACGAACUUUAAAAAAGGAUGGAGGCCUCGUGUCUGGAGCUGGCGCUGGAGGGAGAGCGUCUGUGUAAGACAGGUGAUUACCGUGUAGGCGUCUCCUUCUUCGAGUCUGCCAUCCAGGUAGGGACGGAGGACCUGCAGAUCCUCAGCGCCAUCUACAGCCAGCUGGGCAAUGCCUACUUCCACCUCCAGGACUACACCAAAGCGCUCGAAUUCCACCGCCAUGACCUCACUCUUACCCGAACAAUCGGAGAUCACCAGGGCGAGGCCAAAGCAAGCGGGAAUCUCGGGAACACACUGAAGGUUCUGGGCCGGUAUGACGAGGCGGCGACUUGUUGCCAGAAACACCUGGAUAUUUCUCGGAUGCUCCAUGACAAGGUGGGGCAGGCACGGGCGCUGUAUAAUUAUGGGAACGUGUACCAUGCCAAGGGGAAGAACAUAUGUUGGAGUGGGACGGACCCUGGAGAGUUUCCAGAGGAGGCGCGUAUCGCGUUAAAGAAAGCAACAGAGUAUUAUGAAGCAAACCUGUGCAUCGUGAAAGAGUUGGGCGAUCGAGCAGCACAAGGACGGACGUUCGGCAACCUGGGGAACACGCAGUACCUGCUGGGGAACUUUGAGAACGCGGUGCUGGCUCACGAACAGCGUCUCCUCAUCGCUAAGGAGUUCGGUGACCGGGCUGCCGAGAGGAGGGCUUACUGUAACCUGGGAAACGCGUACAUCUUCCUGGGCCAGUUCGAGGUGGCAGCUGAAAACUACAAACGCACGCUACAGCUGGCUCGGCAGCUGAGGGACCGGGCGGUAGAGGCUCAGGCCUGUUACAGUUUGGGCAACACGUACACCCUGCUCCAGGACUACGAGAGAGCCAUCGACUACCACCUUAAACACCUCAUCAUUGCUCAGGACCUUAAAGACAGGAUAGGAGAAGGGAGAGCGUGCUGGAGUUUAGGGAACGCCCACACAGCUCUGGGAAACCACGAACAGGCCGUACACUAUGCCGAGAAACAUCUGGAGAUUUCCAUCGAGAUUGGAGAUCGGAGCGGAGAGCUGACAGCCAGAAUGAAUGUUUCAGACCUGCAGCUGGUGUUGGGUCUGAAACAGAACCACGCUGCGAGCUACAUGGACGGCCCGGUGGACAGUACCAGUAAAACAGGAAUGAAACCCAGGUCGGGAAGGAGACACAGCAUGGAAAACAUGGAACUUAUGAAACUUAAUCAAGACAAGAGUCCUGGAGCAGCGAGCGAUGAUGAUGUCUCCCCCAAGCAGUCCAAAACUUCCCCCAUAGCCAAGACGUCAUCCAAACUCUUCUUCAUCAAUCGUUUUAAGAGCAAGAAACAGAAAGCCAAUGGAGCUAGUGCAAUGGAAACGCCGCAAAGCCCCAACCUGUCUUCUCGUUUGCCCGAGCUGGAUCCCAAGUACGCUCCGGACACUCUGGGAGACGAAGGCUUUUUCGACCUUCUUACUCGCUUUCAGGGGAACCGCAUGGACGACCAGAGGUGCUCCUUACAGGGUGGCGGCUUAAGCCGUGGCUCCUCCCCUUCCCCUUGUGACACCCCACCCAUAGCUGUGAGAAAGCCUAUUUCAACAUCCGAAGAGGCGGCUUCGGCUCAGCCCGGCCACUUCCUGGACCUGUUGGCCAGCUCCCAAAACCGGCGACUGGACGAGCAGCGGGCGAGCAUGAGCGCACUGCCGGGGUUACUGCUGGACCAGAACAACAGCCAGGCCAUGCUGAGUCAGCUCAUCGCCAGCGCUGACAGCAAGGAGCCGGAUGACGACUUCUUCGACAUACUCAUCAAGUGUCAGGGUUCCCGGCUCGACGAUCAAAGGUGUGCUCCUCCGCCUCCCCCGACGCGAGGACCCACGGUCCCAGAUGAAGACUUCUUCAGCCUCAUCUUGCGCUCGCAGGCCAAACGCAUGGACGAGCAGCGCGUCAAUCUGCCCUCCGACUCCGGACCCACGCCGCUGAACCCUGACUGAAGCCGUGAUGGAGACGUGGCGAGACACCCGGUUUUUCCUAACCGGCAAGGUUUUCUCCACAAACAAAUAAAACGAGCCAGAAAUCUUCUCUUGGAGUUGCGGCGUCGGACUCUUGUCCCGUUUCUCUCUCUGUAAACUUGGAGCGGUAACGGAGCAUCCCGUCAGUACGGCUGCAGGUCAGUACGGCACCGGCUCACUUCCACACCGCCAUCACUAAACGUAGUUACGUUCAGUUUUUAGCUCAGAAUUCGCCUCGUCUUGCUGUACUGCAUCAGUGCUGCAUCAAACUGUUUCUCAAGUCCUUUCUCUCCAUCGGCUCGUCCUCAGGGUUAUUUUUUACACUGACUUCGAUCUCGCGAUGAUUCAGCUCUCCUGACAGCUUCCUAGCCGUUCUACAUCAUGAUCUGUGUUUUUUUUAUAUAUAUUAUAAUAUUUCGUAAGUCUGUAUAAAGCUUAACUGUUACUAACUUUAGAAAUUGUUUUAGAUUGUUUUUUAAUAAAAAAAAAACAGGUACUUUAGACUUUUUUUUUUUUCCAUCUUUAGAAACUUUGGUGAGAAAUGAAUUCAUGUGAUUAGUCACUUGUCUGUUUUUUCGUAUGUUUCGGAAAACGGUAAUAAAACCUGGACUUUACCUAAAACUUCA
This is a messenger RNA of Silurus meridionalis, 2819 nucleotides long. It is a transcript of the gene gpsm2l, whose product is annotated as G protein signaling modulator 2, like. NCBI's taxonomy places the organism in Eukaryota, Metazoa, Chordata, Actinopteri, Siluriformes, Siluridae. The transcript has 14 exons. The record is from RefSeq and is a predicted model, not a curated record. The coding region runs from base 223 to 2175 and encodes 650 amino acids. Gene Ontology annotation, molecular function: protein binding; GTPase regulator activity.